GGGUAAUGGAGUUGGCGACUGCGAACUUCAGUGAGGGGAACGCGAGCGGGCCCGAACCUCCCACCGCGGAGGCACCGCCGCUCUUCGGCAUCGGCGUGGAGAACUUCGUCACGCUGGUGGUGUUCAGCCUGAUCUUCGCGCUGGGCGUGCUGGGCAACAGCCUGGUGAUCACAGUGCUGGCGCGGAGCAAGCCCGGCAAGCCGCGCAGCACCACCAACCUGUUCAUCCUCAACCUGAGCAUCGCCGACCUGGCCUACCUGCUCUUCUGUAUUCCUUUCCAGGCCACCGUGUACGUGCUGCCCACCUGGGUGCUGGGCGCCUUCAUCUGCAAGUUCACCCACUACUUCUUCACGGUGUCCAUGUUGGUCAGCAUCUUCACUCUGGCCGCGAUGUCGGUGGACCGCUACGUGGCCAUUGUGCACUCUCGGCGCUCCUCCUCCCUGAGGGUGUCCCGCAAUGCGCUGCUGGGCGUGGGCUUCAUCUGGACACUGUCGAUUGCCAUGGCCUCACCUGUGGCCUACCACCAGGGCCUCUUCCGGGACGUCAGCAAUCAGACCUUCUGCUGGGAAGAGUGGACCAACAAGAGCCACAAGAAGGCCUACGUGGUGUGCACCUUCGUCUUUGGCUACUUGUUGCCGCUGCUGCUGAUCUGCUUCUGCUACGCCAAGGUCCUUACUCAUUUGCAUAAAAAGCUGAAGAACAUGUCAAAGAAGUCAGAAACGUCCAAGAAAAAGACGGCGCAGACGGUCCUGGUGGUGGUGGUGGUGUUUGGGAUAUCUUGGCUGCCCCACCACGUCGUCCAUCUCUGGGCCGAGUUCGGGGUCUUCCCGCUGACCCAGGCCUCCUUCUUCUUCAGGAUCGCCGCCCACUGCCUGGCCUACAGCAACUCCUCGGUGAACCCCAUCAUCUACGCGUUCCUCUCCGAGAACUUCAGGAAGGCCUACARGCAAGUGUUCAGGUGCCACGUCCACAACGAAUCACCGCCCAGUGACAACAGAGAGACCAGAAGUCGAGUGGACACCCCUCCGUCCACCAACUGCACUCACGUGUGA
This is a messenger RNA of Urocitellus parryii (Arctic ground squirrel), 1052 nucleotides long. RefSeq names its product galanin receptor 1 (gene Galr1). NCBI's taxonomy places the organism in Eukaryota, Metazoa, Chordata, Mammalia, Rodentia, Sciuridae. The record is from RefSeq and is a predicted model, not a curated record. Gene Ontology annotation, cellular component: plasma membrane. Gene Ontology annotation, biological process: negative regulation of adenylate cyclase activity; positive regulation of cytosolic calcium ion concentration; G protein-coupled receptor signaling pathway. Gene Ontology annotation, molecular function: galanin receptor activity.